Molecule: messenger RNA, 3670 nt
Organism: Dalotia coriaria
Lineage: Eukaryota; Metazoa; Arthropoda; Insecta; Coleoptera; Staphylinidae
Molecular function (GO): heme binding; monooxygenase activity; oxidoreductase activity, acting on paired donors, with incorporation or reduction of molecular oxygen
Source: RefSeq, a predicted model, not a curated record
CGGCAAUUGCGCAAAAUAUCACUGAAUUAUCAGACACGAGCUUGCUGACGAAAAUAUGUAUUCGUGAUAAACAAUUAGUGCGUUAUUACAUGUUUUAAGACACGCGGUAUGCUUAAUUGAACGUUUGUAAAUUCGCAAAUUUGUUUUUGUUGCCAUUGUAUUUAUUGUUACAUGGAAUUUUGCAAAAAUUGCAAAGUAAUGUAAUUAUUUAUCGCAGACUUACAUAAACAAACAGUUUUUGUGAUUUUUUAUCCUGCAGUUUAUAAAUUGAAGUGAGAGUUGACUUUUGAAUCAGAAGAAAGUUGAACUUCAGUGAUAACAUGGUUCUUUUAACGUCCAGUAUCCUUUUGGAUACUUUUUUGUUAAUAACAAGUGUAAUUUUUAUUGUUUACAAAUAUUUCACGUGGGAUUUUGAUUAUUGGAGUAAACGAAAUGUGAAAUUUAUUAAACCAACGCCAUUUAUUGGAAAUUUCGGUGAUGUGCUUGCAACGAAAAAAUCCAUCGGUGGAUUCCUUUCGGAUUUCUAUUUUAAAAUGCCUGGAUUAGAUUAUUUCGGAAUUUGGGUCUUCGGCACGCCGCAUUUGGUCGUGAGAAGUCCUGAAUUAAUCAAACACAUUCUCGUCAAAGAUUUCAAUAGUUUCAGCGAUCGUACAAUCGCCAGCGAUAAAAAUGCGGAUCCUAUAAUGGCGCAUGUUAUUUUCAUCAUGAAAAAUCCACUGUGGAAAGCUGUGCGCGCAAAAUUAACGCCGAUUUUCACCACGGGGAAAAUGAAGAAUAUGGUGCCAUUGAUUGCGGACGCUGGUGCAGCGAUGAAUAAAUACUUGUACAAACAGAGUAUGAUGAAUGAUGAAGUUGAAAUGAAAGAAGUCACAGCGAAGUUUACAACUGAUGUGAUUACGUCGUGCGUUUUCGGUGUGAAUGCAAUGAGCUUCGAGCACGAAGACGCUGCAUUCCGAAGCAUUGGUCGAAGAAUGUUUAAUUUUAAGCUGGCGAAUGCUAUACGUGGCACGGCAUACUUCUUCGCACCAAGGAUUGUAAGCUUGUUUAAAUUGAGAUUCUUUGAAAAGGGUAUCAACGAGUUUUGUCGCGAUGCCUUUUGGGAUGCAAUCAAUGAAAGACGGCGUACGGGCGCAAAGCGUAAUGACAUGGUUGAUAUUAUCAUCGAAAUGUUGAAAACUAAUGAAUUUGAGGGUGAUGAAGCUGUUGCGCAGGCUGUACAGUUUUUUGCAGCUGGUUUUGAAACAACAAGUUCAACUAUUUCGUUUGCUCUGUAUGAAUUGGCUUUGAAUGAAAAUUAUCAGACUAAACUACGAAUGGAAAUUAAACAAAUGAGGGAAGAUCAUUCAGAGUUGGAUUAUGAAGCGAUUAAAGAUCUUAAGUUUUUGGAUCAGGUUGUUAAAGAAACUUUAAGAAAAUAUCCAGUUUUACCAUUCCUGGAUAGACGUUGCAUGGAGAAUUACGUUUCUCCGAAUAAAGACUUAGUAAUCGAGAAGGGAACACCAGUUUAUAUUCCAAUUAAAGCUCUGCAUUAUGAUGAACAAUACUUUAAGAAUCCGGAAGUUUUUGAUCCUGAACGCUUUACUGAUGAGAAUGCAGCCAAGAUUCAGCCUUAUUCUUAUCUACCGUUUGGUACUGGACCUCAUAAUUGUAUUGGUGAACGUUUUGGUCUGAUGGGAAGUAAAAUUGGUAUAAUUGAAAUUAUAUCCAACUUUUACUUGGAAUGCAGUGAAAAUACCCCGCAACCUAUUGAAUUUGAUCCAAAAAGUUUCAUUCUGCAACCUGUUGGAGGAUUGCCAUUGAAAUGUAUUCCUAUUCACCGGAAAAUGUCUAUGGCUGGUGUACAAGUUUCACAAAAAGUAGCCGCCAUGCUGGUCCAGUUCCUAAAUUCAGUAGUGUCGUCCAUAUUAAUCUAUGGCUUGUACGUCUUGGCGGCCACAAUCAUCAUCGGCAUUUUUGCUUAUAAAAUAAUCCUAUGGCAACGGUUUAAAUUCUGGAAAGACAAAAACAUCGAACAAGUUCCGCCGAUUUUCCCCAGCGGUAACUUCCAUGAUGUUUUACUACAGAAGAAAUCAAUCGGAGAGUUCCUCGCUGAUUUAUACAAGUAUUCCAAAGCAGAGAUUACUGGAUUUUAUAUCUUUCAUACACCGCAUAUUCUUGUACGGUCACCGGAUAUAAUAAAACAAGUGUUAGUGAGUGAUUUUGGUUAUUUUCACGAUCGUACAAUCGCCAGUGAUGAACGUGCAGAUUCCCUCGGAUCGAAAUUGUUACUCAACGUGAAAAACCCGGAAUGGAAGGUGAUGCGACAAAUAACACCGAUAUUCACCACGUCAAAGAUACGUGGUAUGAGUGAACAUGUUGUUAAAUCCAGCAAGGAUUUAAUUAAAUAUUUAGAUGAGAAUCACCAUAAAGGUGCAUUGGAAUCAAAGGAAUUGUGUGCUAAAUUCACUACGGAUGUUAUUACUUCCUGUGCGUUUGGUGUUGAAGCAAAUUGUUUCAAUGAUGAAGAUGCCCCGUUCAGGGAAGCUGGACGUCAAUUGAUUGAUACUACUUUUAUGAAUGGAGUCAGAUUUAUGUGUUACUUUUUGUUACCGGUUGUUGUGCGUAUAUUUAGGGUGCCAUUCUUUCAUCGUGGCACCAUGCAGUUUUUAAAGGAUGCAUUUCUGCAAACAAUUGGGCAUAGAGAAGCAGUUGCUGGAGGACCACGUGGUGAUUUGAUAGAUAUCAUCAUUGAGUUGAAGAAGAAUAAAGAAUUAGGAGGAGGAAUUAAGUUUGAGGGUGAUCGUGUUGUCGCUCAAGCAAUUCAGUUCUUUGCUGCUGGAUUCGAAACAACAAGUGCAACAAUAUCCUUCGCUUUGUAUGAACUCGCCUUGCAUCCCGAAAUGCAAGAUGAAGCUCGUCAAUGUGUCCAGGAUUUAGUCAACAAAGGAGAAAAACUUAACUAUGACACUAUGUUACAGUUAACAUACCUAGAUCGUAUUGUUUUGGAAACUUUGAGAAAAUAUCCAUCGUUACCGUUUUUGGACCGUCGGUGUAAUAAAGACUUUACAAUUGAUUCAGGCGAGACUAUUCCUAAAGGAACACCGAUAUUUAUCCCAUCAAUUGGAUUACAUUAUGAUAAAGAACACUUUCCUGAUCCACAUAGGUUUGAUCCAGAUCGUUUUCUACCGGAAAAUGCUAAAAACCGUCAUCCUUUUGUUUUUCUACCUUUUGGAAAUGGUCCCCAUAACUGUAUAGGAGAACGUUUCGCUAUGAACGCAGUGAAAAUUUGUCUCUCACAUCUGUUAUUGAAGUAUAAAGUUGAACCUUGUGUUGACACACCAAUUCCGAUUGAAUUCUCGCCGAAAUCGUUUGCUCUGGUGGCAACUAAAGGAGUUCCAUUGCGAUUUGUUAAAUUGGUUAACUAAUUUUAUGCAAUCUACAGAAUCGUCCAUUUUGUAGACCUGGUUGAGGAAUCACACGAAUAAAAUGACAUUUUAAAGGUGAAGAAAUGUUUUACUCCGACUAAUAUUCAAUGUAAACAAUUUUAUACAACAAUACAUUAUAAAUCAGAUCGUUGGCGAUCGCAUCAUAUAUAAUUAGAGAGAUGACUAGUAUUGUGAUAACAUAAUAGAUCUAUGCAUGUAUAAUAUAAAUAUAUGAAGGUGCGAAAACCGGUUAAUAACUUAAAUAA